GUCCUUGAGUUUUUUUACCACAACAUCCACUACGACGUCCACAACAACAACACAGACAACCACAACUUCAACAACGUCGAGCAGCACCACGGCCACAUCGACUACCACAUACACCUUUUUCGACAAUGAAUCCAUGAAUGACAGCAUGAAUGAGAGCGAGAAUGUUUCAGAUCUUGAUCUCGAGGACGACGAAGAGGAGGUUGAAUCUGAGGAUAACAACGAAACCUUUGCUGAUUGGCUUGAUGUUUCGGGUGACGAUGUCAUAGAAGGGCCCAAAAGACUGAUGUUUGCCACCCGCGAAUUUCACGGGAGCUUGCUGAUUCCUGGAACCUUGUACUCCUACGCCUUCAUCUUCGCAGAUGCCCUCGAGCUUGCUGCGCUUGAAGAGAACGACACAUGGGAUCUGGAAUCAGUUUCAGGGAUGGAGUCCGUGGCCUUUGCGGUUUCUGUUCCCUUUCGGGCCGACUCGCCACCAAGCAGAGGGCGGGUUAUUGUCACCCCGUUGCAGGGCCGCGCACUGCAGACACCAUUUCGAAUUGCAACCGCUGACUGGGAGGAUGAGGACGAAGAGCUCGAGUACGCUUUCUACCGCUUUCCGAUCCAGGGGAGUGGUGGCCCGGGCUCCCACGGCUUGGAGAGUCGCUUCGAACUGCCGGACAUUGAAUGGAACAAUGCUUCUCACGCGUCACACUGGCGCAAACAAGGAGGCGUUUUGCUCCGAUCGUUCUCCACGGUGAAAACCCUGGAAGAGCUGCGCCUCCCAGCAGGAUCCUACUUUGUGGUUGUCAGGGCGAGGGACAGCGCCGAUGGCAUGCAUACAGAAUUUUUGGCAGCACCAUGGGUCUCUGAAGCAACGGACCUCGACGAGGCCAGCUUGACAGAGCUACUCGAUUCAGCCCAGAGCAGCAAUGAUGCGAACUCGAUCAUCAAUGCAGUUGAUACCGUGAUUUCAUCUUUGCCUACAGCUGCAGAGGAGACGUCACAGCUCUCAUUGCAACUGAUUCUACAAGCGACUGCGCUCAUCGACUCUCCAGAGGUUGCUGCUAAGUGCGUAGAAGCAGUGACUGCAGUACUUGUUGGGGCCUCAAGCGAUGGCACUGCAGAAGGAGCCACCCUGGAGAGUGCCAGCACAGCUAUCGACUCCGCUUUAGACGCCAUGGGUACUGUGGGUAUGGUCAGUGACGCAGGGGCACUGGUGCUGGAAGGCAUCAGCACAGUCGGGGCGACAAGUUCAAGGAGCCUUCAAAACAGGGAAACGGCUUCACGUUUGACAGGCCGAGUCAAGAGCCUCACUGCAAAGCUUGCCGACAGGCUGCUCUUCCAGUUGCCACCAGGCCAAAUGGAGCUCUUGAGGGCAGACGAUAGAGCUGGGACAGGAGGAAGCUCCAGCCUUAAGGUGGCCAGGAUGGGAAGCUCAAACGCACGCCGUUUGGCAAGCACAACCAGCUGCUCGGAUGCUUCGGAGACGAUUGAACUGUCAACGCUCCAGAUGACUCAGCCUCUGCUGGCCUCUGAAGACAGCGCUACUCCUUGGCUUCCAGUGUCCGGGCCUGCCGUGGAGUUUCAAGAUGCUGUGUGGCGAUCCACAAACCUCUACAACUGGGCCAAUCCUGCCUUGGGCGUGAAUGCUCAUGUGCCAGACGAUGCCACGGUUCGCAGCUUCGCUGCUACGGCAUGUGGAAGCCCGGUUGUGCUUUUCAACCUGUCGGCCCCGGUGUACAUUCGGCUCCGUCUGCCUCAGCCUGAAGCACCACCCAGUGGCUACUUUCUGUCACCAGCCUGUGCCAAGUGGCACGAAGCAGACAGUGCAUGGAAGAUGGAGGAUUUGCAGGUACAAGACGUGGAUGCAACUCAUCUAACGUGCAUUUCUUUUGCCGGCACGGGAGUCUACACGGCCUUUUUCUCACCAACACCAGAACCCACUUCCACAUCAACGAGUUCCACCGUCUCCAUGACGACGUCAACAAGCACUUCAGCGACCCGCACUUCAAGUACCGCCACAGGACCACUGACAACAACCGCGUCUUCUGUCACGUCAACUGUUACAACUGUGGUUUGGUGGGCGACUGCUGUAACAACACUGGGGAUGGACGUUCCUUUCUGUAGUGAGUCAUCGAUGCCACCGUCUCCACCAGGAGCGGCGCCGUUCACUUGUUAUGGUCCCCGCCGGGUCGGCCAGGAGUGUCGUGCCAAAUGCGAUCCCGAUCCACUGAACACUGAUGCUGCGGCGAUUUCGUGCCUUCCAGGUUUAAUUUGGGCCUUCUCAGUACCAUGCCCAUCUCCCACCGAGCUUCCGCUUGUCGUCACGACGGAAACACCGACAACCAGCUACGAAGUCAUGACCGUGUAUGGCAUGAUCGCGCUCGGCACCCUUGGGUUCUUCUUGUGCGUGGCCCUGGGCUGCUCACUGGCGUCGCAUCUUCGGUCAGCAGGCCAGCAGAAGGCGAGCCGAGUGGCACCCGAACUGCCUCAAAAGCCGUCUGAUGUGUCAUCACGGUCUUUGACCUCCGCGCAGAUAGUGAGCCGCAUGGAAGCAGACCAGCUGCUUUUCCAGACAUGGGCGGUCGAAAGUGCAAAGCAUCUGCCAUCCCCAACCUUCCGCGAGAGAUCAUCCGAGCCCACUCAGCCAGACAGGCCCGGCACGGAUGAGUUGGAACCACCAGCUGAUGCAGCCGACCUUCGCACGCUGACUGUUGAAGGAAGCUUUUGGGAUUGGGCAAAGGAGUGGUCUCAUGCCUCCAUCGUGCAGGUGGCCAUGCCGGACCCAGCCAUGCAGCUGGUCGCUGUUGAGCAGCCGCCCGAUCCGGAUGCUCAACAAGACGGGGAAGAGGCUGAACUAGAGGAACUCGUCCCGUAUGACCGAGUGCGAUAUCUGACAAAAGAGAUCAAAAGAAAGCUCCGCGGAGAUAACACCGUUGACGAUGCAAAGGAAUACUCUAGCAACAUGCUAAAUUUGAGGCGCCGAUGCCCAUGGAACCAGAAGGCCAGGCUCGCACGGGGUCUCGAUGCUGUUUUGACGUGGUUUGGAAGGUCCGCUCGACUUCAGAACGGAGCAGCUAGCCCAAACUGCGAAAGCCUCCGACCUGGAAUCGGGAGAGCCCGAAGUGGCUCCAGAGCGAGCUUUUAUGCUGGAGCGUUCUGGAGAGACUGUUGCCGUGGAGCGGACGGCAAGAAGUGGCGCUUCGUGAAUGCCAUCGACAACUUCGAGCUGAGUGCAAGAGCGGCCUUGUCUCCUAGCAGCUGCUCGGUCUCUGCUCGGCGAAGUCCCAAGCCGGGGGCUCUCAAAGCCGAGAAGGAACGCAAUACCCUCGGCACGGAGGACUACAGCUUUCGUGGGCUGGCGAAAGCAGUACCGAAAAAGACAUUGACAGAGCCUACCGACAGCAGUCAACCCGACUUCGUCCUGACAAGGAAGGUGGCUCCAAUCAAGGAUGCCAAGAGCAGAGAGUCGAUGCGUGCUCGUGUGGGUCAGGAUUUCAAUACUGCUUCCAGCGAGGUGAUGGCAGGUCCGGGCUCAGGUGUCGAAGGGCGGACCAGACCGGGCUUCAAGUGGAAAAGUGCAAGGAACACAGCACCUUCUGGCAGCGAUGGAGCCAAACCCACGCAGCAGCCUGCCCAAGAGAGUGCAGCAGAAGCGGCCGAGAUGCCACACCUGCUGCCCACUCAGGCUCCGGAAGUCCCAGUUCAAGCUGCUUUUGCCAACGGAGAGAUGGUGGAAAUCAUAGGCUUGCAGGGUGCACUAGACCUGAACGGACGAGUGGGCAUCGUGCGCGAGUUUGACCCAGCCUCGAGGAGGCACAGAGUGGAGCUUCUUGAAGAGGAUGGAAGUGUCCGACAAGUCCGUGUGAGGCCAGCAAACUUGGACUUGCUGAGCGCCGAAGAGUUCAUGCCUUCGCGAGCAUCCAAGCAAGAGCCGCCGAAGGUCAGCAAGGAUCCUGCAACGCUGCGCCCUUCGCAGCCAGUUCGGACGUCCCGUGAAGAGCCAGAAAUGGCUGUGGCGCUUGCGACCGCCGUCAAUCAGUGUGAUCUGUUUCAGGUCCAGGCAUUGCUUCGUGACAGAGCUGACCCGAAUGGCCCCUCACAGUCACCCGGCACACCCUUGCUGCUCGAAGCUGCUGCAAAGACUGCUGCGCAGAGCCUUGACUUGGCUGCACUCCUGCUCGGAUACAAUGCCGACCCGGCUGUGCUGGAUCGUCCUCGACCUGCCAAGGCGGUCCGGUCGGAGACAGAGGUGGAGACACUUUGCCAAAUCUUUCGCACCAAGAGCGCAUCCACGGAAGAGGAGCGUGCUAUCCUGUCCAAGCUUGAUGCUGGAGCACUGGCACAGGCGCGCCGGCUGCUGAAGCUGUCUGGGCCCUUCGCGCUGGGGGGCAUCGCACCUGCAGUCUGUCUCGAAGAAUCCAGCAGCUGCCAAGAGUUGGAGGCCACGAAGGCGCACAGGCUUUUUCUACACUCGGCAGAUGGCCUGCGGCCUGUCCUGGUCAUGCGCCCCUCGGCAGGUCAACCAAGCGCCCUGGUGGUAUUGCUCCAUGGGCUCUUUCAGUCGGCACGGAUGUUGGAGACGACAGUGCGCCGCCUUUCUGACUCAGUUCCUCACAUGCUGUUUGUGAUGCCCACCGCGCCUACACGUGAUGGCUGGAGUGUUGGCCCUGCAUGGUUUGACCACACACGGUCCGCUCGCAAAGCUGAAGCUCUUGAGGAAUGUCGGUCCGAAAUCCUGGCGCUGCUCAGCUCUCAAGGCCACGAGUGGGGCAUCUCGCCCGAGCGAGUGGUUCUCGCGGGCUUCUCCAUGGGCGGCACGCUGGCAGCCUGGACGGCGUUGCAGGUGCCACGACCACUUGCCGGACUCUUGCUAUUUGGCACGGAAGGCCUCAGCUUCACAGGAGGCUGGGCGGCUCCGAAGACGCUGGACGGUCCUGGCUCGGACUGGGCUGUCGGGGCCGAGUCCUUGCAAGUGCUGCAGUGCCAUGGACGCGAGGAUACCCUUUGUCCUAUUGGCUCUGCAACGACCUGUGCUGAUGAGCUGCGGCGCCUGGGGUGCAGUGUGCGGGCUUUGGCAUUUCAAGGAGUUGGGCAUGCUUUGUCCACAGAUAUGGUUGACGAGGCGAAAUUAUGGCUCCAGAAGCAGCUGCCUGCUCUGGACACGUGA
Symbiodinium necroappetens is the source of this 5149-nucleotide messenger RNA. The record is from the annotation of a GenBank genome assembly. NCBI's taxonomy places the organism in Eukaryota, Dinophyceae, Suessiales, Symbiodiniaceae.